CUGGGGCAUGCGGCCUCCGCAGCGAGGAUUGAGAGAGAGAGAGAGAGAGAGCGUGGCUUCUGGGCCUUGGGCCCCUGAGGCGGGCGAGGCAGAGGGAUGAUGUCUGAGGAGUCCCAGCAGCCCUAUGGCUCCCUUUGCCGGGCAGAGCUGCGCCUGGAGUACCUCCACGCCAACUCCACAACACACGACUUCCUGUUUGGAGCCGUGGCUGAACUGAUUGACAAUUCCCGGGAUGCUGGUGCAACCAGAUUGGACAUACUUACUGUGGAUAAUGUUAAUCUACAAGGAGGAUUUACGUUGUGCUUUUUGGAUGAUGGAUGUGGCAUGACCCCACAUCCCCUGGCUCCAGGAAUGGGUGCAGCUGAUGUAUCAGCCGUCGUAGUCCCAAUUCCUUCAUGGUCAAGUAAUACAAGAAAGCCAAUGGAUGACUCUGAGAAAUUCGCCACACAAGUGUCAAUAAUUUACAAAUAUUCUCCUUUCAAGAAUGAAAAGGAACUGAUGAAGCAGUUUGAUGGCAUUUAUGGGAAAACAGGGACUUUGCUGGUGAUAUAUAAUUUGAAACUCACAAUCAGCGGGGAGGCAGAACUUGACAUUCAAACAGACCAGAUGGACAUAUUGAUUACUGAAAGCACAGAGAUCCUUCCAGAACAAUGGUCGCUGAGAGCCUAUAUAACUAUAUUAUACUUUGACCCACGUAUGAGGAUAUUCAUUCAAGGCAAGAAAGUAGAAACCAAGCGCUUGCCUUAUUGCUUUUACAGACCCAGGAUGUAUCCAUAUAUAUCAUCUUCAUUCAAGCAAGUUGCUAUAAAUGAAUUACGAAAGACAGAACUGGAAGUGAAGGCUGCUGAAGAGGCUGUGAAGGAAGCAAAGUGCACAGUAAAAUAUUUGCAAGACUCUCCCUUCUGUGAAGACAGUGAGUAUGCUCAGCUUGCAUUGCAGGAUGCUCAGGAGAAAGAAAAGAGAAUGAAGGAAAAACUGGAAGAAAAGCAAAGAAACCUGAAAAGACCAAAAAAACUCUUUUUAAUAUUUGGAAUCAACAUUCAAAACAGAAGUCAAGAUGGGAUGCUUAUCUAUAGCAAUAAUCGCUUGAUCAGGUUCUUUGAAAAAGUGGGAACCCAAACAAAUAUGGGAUCAUAUUUCGGAGCUGGAGCUGUGGGGAUUGUGGAUGUGCCCUUAGAAGUCAUGGAACCAACGCACAACAAGCAAGCCUUUGCAAAUGUUAAGGAAUACAACCACUUGCUGAAAGCCAUGGGAAACUGCCUUGUUCAGUAUUGGAAAGAUAUAGGAAUCAGUCAAAAAGGAGAAGCCUUGUUCUGGAAUGACUUUGGAUAUCUGAGUGACAAGUGGUGUGAAAGACCUUCUGACACAAUUCAGUACAAAAGAAGACGGGCAGUGGAGAUUCCGGACAUUGUUCAGUGUGAUAUUUGCCUGAAAUGGAGACUCUUGUCCCUUGACACUGAUGUAAAUCAUGGAGGACAUCAUGGCAUCUGGAAAUGUUCAGACAGUCCAAACCCUCUUGAGAAGAAAUGUGAUGCACCAGAACAUUUGCCUUCCAUCCCUCUGGGAACUUUCAACCUGACAAAGUCAUUGGAUGAAAAACAAAAGCUACUCAUAGCAUCCAUUCAGGAACGUAAAAGGAAGUUGGAAAACCUCCAGUCUCAGAAACUUCACUUGAUAGAGCCACAUACCGCUGCUGUUAAAAGUCCAAAAUAUAAGACAGCGUACCAGAGGAAAAUUUCUAAUAAAGAUCCAUCUCCAGCCUGCAGACAUUUGAUUAAGAAUAGAACAAAUAAAGGACAUGUACAACACAGGAGCCAUCAAAAGCAGUCACCUGCAAAGCAAAAACCUCACUCUGAAAGGAGUCAGCAGCCUUGUCAGAAAGAAAAAUAUUUCCUCUCAGUGCUGGAAGAAAGGAACGAUCACAGUUUGCCAACGGUGCUACCCUUUGAAAUACAAGAUGAACAGUCAUAUAAUGAAGAGCCUCUGAUCAUCAAAGUUGAAUCAGAUAGCGAGCCAGAAAUCAUUUCUUUCAUUUUAUCUGACAGUGAGGCUGAAGAUUUGUCAAAGUAUGAAGACAGUAAAGAUGUUUCUUUCAUGCAGAAAGUGUUUGAUCCACAUGAAGAAGAACAAGAGUACUCUGGUGAAAAGGGAGACAGUCACCUUAGUCUAAUGAGUUCCUUACCUUUAGAGGAAAACUUUACAAAAACAGUUUGGGAAGGUUGCUCCACUGAGGCUUCAAAAGAAACCAAUAAAGAGCCAGUUCUUGUUGCUGUGGAGGAGUCUGCUGCUGGCUCCUCACGUACACAGGAAGAUUCUGAACACAUUCCUAAAACUAAAAUGAUAGAAACGUUAACGUCUCGCAUCAAGGAGGUCCUCCUGUAUUUUCUUCCUGAAUGUAGUAAUUCAAGAGAACAUCUUACAUCUAUGUGUCCUGAAGAUAUUUUAUCUAUGUUCAAGUGGUAUUUUAUUCACUCCUUGGAUUUCACCAUCGCAUUAUCAACUUGGAAAAUAUUGCUGAAUGAACAUUGGGAGAAGAACAAGGCUGUUACUUUAUACAUCGAUGAGUAUUUUCUGCAAUAUGAACAGCAACUUAACAAAAAACUCCAGUCUGAAACUGUACGUGGCAUUGAAACAGAGACUAAUCUGUGCAAAAGACAGGUAAAGGCUGCAGAAGAAAAACUUGAGCAUCUUCGGAAGAAAGUAGCACAGCUGCUAUUGAAAAUUCAUCCACAUCUUCUUAUAAAUAAGCUGGAAGACAUUGAUAGCUUCCUAGAAGAGAAUCUGAACUCUGAAAAUCGCUGUACAGUUGCUACUGGAAAAGUCAACACCAGUGAAGCAAGUGUCUCUGUCUUACAGGAUGAAGAUAUUGAGAAAAACUUUUAACACUCUAUGUAUAAAUAAAUAAAUAAAUAACAGAAGUAUCCUACAGAAAGUUUACAUGUUAAAGGAUGCUUGGAGAAGAAAUAUGGAUAACUGGAACAUUCUCAGAUACAUUUUGGUUUUUGCAUAUCAUAAUUUACUUUCAUCUACAUUACUGCCUUGCAAAAUCCUUGAACUUCACUGCAGUCCACUGAUGUGUAUGGCUGUAGUGGAGGAGGGGAAUAAUCAAAAUGAUGCCUGUGCUCUUGUAAACAGGCUCUUGUGGAAUUACAAACAUGUUGAAAUUGAGGCUUUUUAAAAGUAGUAACUGUUUUGUUGGAAAAAAUGGACCUUGGCUACAUCCACACUGGAGAAAUAGCCUGGUUUGGCACCGCUUUAACUGCCCUAGCUCAAGGCUAUGGAAUUCUGGGAGUUUCCGCUCUGGGACCCAGAACAAACUCUAACUCCCAGAAUUCCAUAGCCUUGAGCCAGAAAGAAUUAAAGCAGUGCCAAACCGGGUUAUUUCUCCAGUGUGGAUGCAGUCCUUAUUUAUUAUAAUGUGUUAAACUUGUAGCAAUAUAAAAACUAAGUUUUUCAUUUUGAGUUAACUGUUUUUAGAGAUUGCCUUGUCUAAUAAAGGAAAAUAAUUCAGAGACAUAGCCAUGUUAGUCUGGAAUAUCAGUAAGCAAAGGGAUUUUGCAGCACCUUUGAGAUUAACUGCAAAAAAACAACAACAAUAAAAGCAUGUGCUUUUAUAGACUUGAUCUACUUCCUCAGAUGCAAGUUGUUGCAUCAGGAGAGGGACACUUGCCCACCAACCAUAGAGAUCUAAUUCGCAUUUUAAACCAACAAUCUGUGGAGGGUUAGCUGCAGUAUUAUUUUAUAAUUGCAAGGUAAACUGUGUCACCAUGAACAUUUAGGGUAAGACAUCAUAACUAAGAACUCAAAUUUCCCCACUAUGCUGAGUAACAGAUUCACUGUGAUUUUGGCAUGCCAGAGGAAAUAAUUUCAACUGAGAUGCCAAUUCAUUUUCUCGCCAUUGUCUCAUGUUCCAAUAGAGGUGCAUGCUUUUGUUUUUGCUUUACUUUUGCUUGCUCACUUGCUUUUUAGUACAGACUAUUUUUAUAGUU
This is a messenger RNA of Sceloporus undulatus (fence lizard), 3989 nucleotides long. Its product is annotated as MORC family CW-type zinc finger protein 1-like. Lineage: Eukaryota; Metazoa; Chordata; Lepidosauria; Squamata; Phrynosomatidae. The coding region runs from base 97 to 2883 and encodes 928 amino acids. Gene Ontology annotation, molecular function: zinc ion binding. The record is from RefSeq and is a predicted model, not a curated record. The transcript has 27 exons. Gene Ontology annotation, cellular component: nucleus.